AUGGAGGUGAAGGCACAAAUUCGUAAAAAGUUGGUUGUAGUGGGUGAUGGUUAUUGUGGAAAGACGAGCUUAUUACACGUAUUCCAGCAUAAUGCAUUUCCUGAAGAUUAUGUACCUACCGUGUUUGAAACUUAUAUAGCCGUUAUUCCACUUGAAAAUGGUAAAUCGAUCGAAUUAUCAUUAUGGGAUACAGCAGGUCAAGAAGAGUAUGAUAGACUUCGACCUCUUUGUUAUCCUGAAACGGAUGUCAUCUUGGCUUGUUUUGCCAUUGAUCAGUUACAGUCAUUUGAAAAUGUCAAGGAUAGAUGGAUUCCUGAAAUGGAUCAUUUUUUAUAUGGUGUACCCAGAUUACUAGUUGGAACAAAAGCGGAUUUAAGAAAUAAUACAGAUCGUAUUAAUGAAUUACGUACGGAUGCAAAGAAAUUGGAUAUACAGUAUAUUGAAUGUAGUGCCAAGUUGAAUCAGAAUGUAACCAAGGUUAUUCACACAGCCGCUAAUUUAACAGUGACCCAUCGUAAAGGAGGACUAAAGACAAAGAUUUGUAAAAUAUUAUAA
Molecule: messenger RNA, 555 nt
Organism: Rhizopus microsporus ATCC 52813
Lineage: Eukaryota; Fungi; Mucoromycota; Mucoromycetes; Mucorales; Rhizopodaceae
Product: small GTPase-binding protein
Exons: 5
Coding region: 1-555 (184 amino acids)
Biological process (GO): small GTPase-mediated signal transduction
Molecular function (GO): GTPase activity; GTP binding
Source: RefSeq, a predicted model, not a curated record